Molecule: messenger RNA, 744 nt
Organism: Plasmodium malariae
Lineage: Eukaryota; Apicomplexa; Aconoidasida; Haemosporida; Plasmodiidae
Product: Plasmodium exported protein, unknown function
Exons: 1
Coding region: 1-744 (247 amino acids)
Source: RefSeq, a predicted model, not a curated record
AUGAUGAAAAUUAUUAUGAUGUGCAAUAUCGUUAGCUUUUUUUUUUUAAUCAUUUUAUCAAAAAUAAUUUUAUACAAUUUCAUUUUAUUUAGAAUAUUUUCUUAUGAUUUAGUUUAUAAAAGUAAACAUAAUCUUUUGCACCCCAAUGAAAGAAAUCUUGCUGAAGGCAGUAGACUAAGGUUACCGACAAAACGUUCGUUUGAUUGUUCUUUUACAGUGGAUGAAUCAAUAAGAAUUUAUCAUAUACUUUAUGUAGAAUUAUUAAUUCUUGGUGAUAUCGUAACUUAUAUCAUUAAUCAUAUAAAUAGAACUCAAAGCAUUAUCUAUUCUGAAGAAAUGCUUACGGAAAAAGUGAGACAACGUGUUAGCAUUGAAAUGCCAAGUUAUCCCCAAUUCAGAAUAGAUAAUAUGACAAAAAGAUUGAAGCAACAAGUUGAAGAGGUGUUCUUAAAUAAACCAUUAAAUCAAGAUAAAAUUUUGAAAGUAUAUGAAGGGUUAAGGUUGGAAUUUGAUACAACAAUGCAAGUUUUAGAUUGUAUAUUAAGAGAAUCACAUGAAGAUAUAAGAAAUCAUAUGUUAAAUAAUUUACCCGUUAUACGUUUAUUACAUAAUUCAAAAUUGACUGACAGUAAUAUUUUAAUAAGCGAUGACGCGUUAUCUCUUAUAGCACUUCGAAUUAGAGCUAGGAUACUAGACCUUUUGCAAUGGCAUUUUGAAAGAUAUUCACUAGCAAAUAAUUCCUGA